GGUGGGGGGAGUCCAAUGGAAGCCUUCGUCGUAAGCUGAAGAAGACAAUCGAGUCUGAAUUUAGGUUGAUAAACUGAGAGGAAUUUAUUAAAUGCGCUUAUAAAUCCACUUUUUCCGCCUCGGCCUGGACCUGCCGACGUGUCCUGGCCGUCUUGGAGCCUCUGAUCCGCCGGUAACUGCCUCUGUUCGGCCUUGUUUAUACUGAACAGCUCGACUCAGGGAAGCAGAAGGCCCGGCGGCUCUUCUGCUGUCUGUCUGUGAGGCUAACGGCCCUGUGGGCUCAUCUCUGUGUCUGAUGACGAUCGGCUCUUUAACUCACCGGUGAACAUGAACCAGAUGCAACAAUGACAUCCAGAUUUGGGAAAACCUACAGCCGCAAGGGAGGAGAGGGCACAUCCAAGUUCGACGAGGUCCUGUCCACCAAAAGAGGCACCCUCAGUACCAAAUGGGGCGACACUACCUACAAGGCCAAGGUGGGCUCCAAGCGAGCGGGAGCCCCCAAGAAUGACUCGGUCCUGGAGGUCUACAAGAAGCCCCGUCUCUCGGAGGACGGCCUGGACGAUCCGUUCGGCUUCGACAGCGACGAGGAGUCCAAACCGGUGACGUCCCGGGCGGGCAGCAAGUCGUCGCCCUCCAAGCCGGCGUCGGCCGAGCCGCCGCAGGCAGAGCGGCCGGGCUUUUCGUUGGAUGUGGGCAGCCGGUCCAGCUUCCAGAGGGGAUCGUCCCACGCCGCUGUGCUGUCUGCUGCGGAGAGCCCGUGGUUUAGCGGCGACGGGAGUCAGCCGGAGAUGAUGGAGGACACCGCCCGGUUCUUCAACAGCACCACUUUAAACGCAGGAUCGUCAUGGCAGAACCCGGCGUCGUCACAGAACCAGCACAGCUACUCCUGGUACCUAAAUGCUUCGGACAGCGACAAAAAGCCCCUGGCCCAGACCACCACCCUGAAGACGGACUACCAGGCCGAAUCUACGUACGACUCCUGGGAUGCCAUCAUGGGUCUCCGUCCACCAUCGCCCCUCCAGGAACCCCGAAACCCGGCCCCCACGCUCUCCUGGGGCUCGCCGGGAAUGGCGGCGGCUGGCCUUCACUCGGCGCACAGGAAGCCCCCCUCUCCUCCGCGGCCGCAGAACCCCAGCGAGAGAAACAGUCUAAUCGGCGAGUCCGACCUCGCCGAGUUGUCCAAAUUCUCCCAGACGUCCGCCUCGUUAUCACUCGAAAGAAACUCAAACUGUCGGACGUACAAGAGGCCCAACAAGCAAGACUCGGGCAGGGCUUCGGACUCCAGCAGCUUCGACGACGACGCCUUCGGCUCCGAUCUCCCCAAAUCCUCCACCGACGCCAACCAUACCAAAACAGCAGGCGGGGGGCGGGGCCGGGGCAGGACGAGGGACUACACGGUGCUGCAGCCCUCGUCCGUGUCGGCGAGCAACGUCACCAACCAGGACCGUGGCAGGGACGAGUUUAUUAGUGAUGCGGCGCCUGCCAGCGGUGCCGGUGGCGCCUCUUCAGGCAGUACGACGGAAGCACAAGAGCUGGGGUGGCAGCGGAAAAAGGCCGAAGCACAACAGCCGAGGCCCAGGCCGACCCAGACCAAGUCAAAGAAGGAGGACCUGUUCGGCUUCGACGACACCGACUUCAACCUGGAAGAGAACAGCGCCGACAGCGGCGACGGCAAGUCCAGCUACAAAAUCCAGUACUUCGGCUUCGACGACAUGAGUGACAGCGACGGCGCGGACGACGACGGCGAAUCCAAACCGAGGAGGAAGGUCGCGCAGGCUGCGGCAUCCAAGGCGACCCCGGCGGUCACCGUCAAGGAGACGACGGCGGCAACGACGGUUGAUGACGACGACGUUCCGGAUCCGUUCGAGAGGCUGGAGAACCGAGAAAGUCAGCAGAUCUGGGAAAAGCCGCCGGUGAAGGAGAGCAAGAGGAACUCUGAGAGGAAGACUCAAAGAGAUACUCUGGACUUCUCUGAGGACGGCCUUCGAGUGCUGGCCAGCGGCCCCAGACGGGCGGCUCAAAGCAAAGUGAUCGAGAAGAAUCCCGACACGUUCCGGAGGAUCUUCAGCGCACAUAAGAAGUCUCCCACCAAAGCUGUGUACAACGCCAGACACUGGACCGUGGAGAGCGAGGAGGAACCACCGCCGCCUUUCUUCUCCCGAUCGCACGCGACUUCUGCGUCUGUCCCGACCGGGAGCUCCAGCAAGGAGCCGGCCGACUCCCAGAAGGACGACGGGGUCUUCAAGGCGCCGCCUCCACCUCCAAAGGUUACAAAGUGCGUCACCGUUCCCACAGAUCCGUACCAGGACACGGUCACGGCACUCAAGUGUCGUAAAGAACACAAAGAGCUCUACACGGUGGUCCAGCAUGUGAAGCACUUCAACGACGUGGUGGAGUUUGGGGAAAACCAGGAGUUCACGGAUGACUUUGAGUACCUCGCCACCGGCCUGAAGAGCGGCCAGCCGCUCAACACUCGCUGCCUUAGUGUGAUCAGCCUGGCGACCCGCUGCGCCAUGCCGAGCUUCAGGAUGCACCUCAGAGCCAGAGGGAAGGUGGCUCAGGUCUUCAAAACGCUGAACGACGCCCCGCAGCUCCCGAACCUGGCUCUGUGCACAGCAGCUCUGAUGUACAUCCUGAGCCGCGACCGGCUGAACAUGGACCUGGACCGGUCCUGUUUGGACCUGAUGAUCCGGCUGCUCGAGCUGGACCAGGACCACGGAGCCGCGGCGGAGCCGGACUCCAGCGUCCAGUUUAGUGCCAAAGAGCUGGCCAAGAUAAAGGAGAAGAUCAGGAAGCUGUGCGACACCGUGCACAACAAGCACCUGGACCUGCAGAACAUUACGACGGGUCAUUUAGCCAUGGAGACGCUGCUAUCUCUGACCUCGAAGCGAGCGGGAGACUGGUUCAAAGAGGAGCUGCGGCUGCUGGGAGGACUGGAUCACAUCGUGGAUAAAGUGAAGGAGUGUGUCGACAACCUGGACCAGGAGGACCAGGAGGAGAAGCUGGUUUCUUCGCUGUGGGGAGCGGAGAGGUGUCUGCGGGUGCUGGAGAGCGUGUCUGUCCACAACCCAGAGAACCAGGGCUACUUGAUCGCCUACAAGGACUCGUCGCUCAUCGUCUCCUCCGCAAAGGCUCUGAGGAGGUGCGAGCAGAUGAUCCAGCGGUACAGCAGGGAGGUGAAGUCAGACGGCGGCACGGUGGGGAAAGCAGUGGAGAACUGCAUGAGGGCCAUCAUUGGAGUCCUGCUCAACCUGACGCACGACAACGAGUGGGGCAGCACAAAAACGGGCGAGCAGGAGGAUUUGAUAGCGACCGCUCUGAACUGCGUUCUCAAAGUCCCUCAAUAUCUUCCUCAGGAGCAGAGAUUUGAUGUCAGAGUGCUGGGUCUGGGGCUGCUGAUCAACCUGGUGGAGUACAGUGCCAGGAAUAGAUACUUCCUGAUGGAGAUGGAGAUGGAUGGGGGUGAGGGGCCGUGCGACUCCACCGUCCUGCUCAGCGAGCAGCAUCAGGACCUGGGCAGUGGUGGCAACGGCAGCGGGCCUCUGAGCGCCAUCGCGGCCCUCGUACAGCUGUUCCUGCAGCGCGAGCGAGCCGCCAUGCUGGCCGAGGCGCAGACCGAUGACCUCAUCAAAGAGGCUCCGAAGCCGGCACUCGACCAGAGCGGCGAGUGGCAGGAGACCGGAGGCGAGAUCCAGUGGGUCGCCAACGACAACGCCUCAGACAAACAGGAGGAGGCCAAGAAGAAGAAUAACGACGAGGAGGACGAGGAGUUGGACCUUAACAAAGCUCUGCAGCACGCAGGGAAGCACAUGGAGGACAGCAUCGUAGCCUCGUACACAGCACAGCUCCUGGGCUGCCUGUGUCAGGGGAGCCCGAUGAAUGUGACUACUGUGAGAGAAAACCUGCCAAAAGGAGAUUUCUCCAUCAUGACAGAAAUGCUGAAGAAGUUCCUCAACUUCAUGAACCUCACAUGCGACGUGGGCACCGCAGGACAGAAGUCCAUCUCCCGGAUUAUUGACUACCUGGAGCAUUGCUAGAGAAGCCUGACACACACACAUGCAUACAGACUCUAUGCCUCACACACCAACACCUACACUGUCCUCUGCCACUGGGAGACGCCUCCUCCUCCAGUCAAAGGCAGCCCUUCUCCUCCCCCAUGGUUCGUUGUUGUCAUUAGUGGAUGAUUUGGUUCCUUCACCCGUUCUGAAGUGUCACCCUAAAGCAGUGUUUUGGCUUUUAGUUGUUUUCGUUUUUAUUUAAAGUUCCUCGAGAUGUUGUUUUAUUUCCAGUCCGACUUCCCCUUUUUGCUUUUCUGAAUUUCUUUUUGAAAAUUCCUCACAGCUCAUCUUCCCUCCGAUUGCAAAUGUUUUUUUUCCUGUGCCGACUCCCUCCUGUCCUCGAAGCUUCAAAACAUCGCAAGAUGAUUUAAAAAAAAAAAAAAAACAACAACCCAGAGAAGUCCAAAUUGAUUUCUUUGCUUUGAAAGUGACAUCCCUCUCUACUCCUCAUCUUGCUUCUCUCCCUUUCCCCCCCACCUCUUGACUGUGUGGAAAAGACGCUCAGGAAUCAAAGCUAUUGAUCUUUUGUGGGUCAGAAGCACAGAAUCUAGUCCGGACCACCUGGAAAUGUCACUGUGGGCCAUGUUCCUUUCCGUUUAUUAGUACAGACAAGCUUUUUUCUCUUGUUUGCAUUGUCAAAAUUCAAGUUUUCUGAUCAUUUUCUAUAUGCAACACCCGUUUAUCCCUAACAAAUGGCCGUAGAUGGACGCAAACACGAAGGAAGUUGAACAGAGAUCAAACACGGCUGAGAAAGGAGGAGUGGAACUGAAAGUGACACCAAGAUGUUCCGAAGUCCCUGAAAGCUCGAGGUGGAAAUUUCCUUUUGGGUUUCUCAGACUUCAAAUGGUGUGUUUGCGACGCACUGGAACCCAGAAGCUGAUUGGCUCAUUCGAUUCUGAGGAUAUCAGGUUGGGGAUAAAUCUAAUCCUAAAAAAAAGUUCUUAGGAUGAAAGCUAUUACCGAAGCAAGGAUCAUUUUUGGCAUUUCAUAAAAAAAACCCAACAACUUCUCAAUCAAUAAACGUUUCACAGGAA
Molecule: messenger RNA, 5092 nt
Organism: Xiphophorus maculatus (southern platyfish)
Lineage: Eukaryota; Metazoa; Chordata; Actinopteri; Cyprinodontiformes; Poeciliidae
Product: wings apart-like protein homolog
Exons: 20
Coding region: 345-4037 (1230 amino acids)
Biological process (GO): regulation of chromosome condensation
Source: RefSeq, a predicted model, not a curated record